Messenger RNA from Prosopis cineraria, 2747 nucleotides. RefSeq names its product filament-like plant protein. The transcript is spliced from 5 exons. NCBI's taxonomy places the organism in Eukaryota, Viridiplantae, Streptophyta, Magnoliopsida, Fabales, Fabaceae. The record is from RefSeq and is a predicted model, not a curated record. The coding region runs from base 493 to 2436 and encodes 647 amino acids.
AGAAAACUAGGUGUGGACUUUUUUGAGUUUUUCUUUCAGCCCACCCUCCCUUCCAAUUCAAGACAAUCACAUGGUCCUACUCCUUCCUCCUCUGUCCCGAUUCUGAAUUUAUUUUUCCGUCCCUCAGGAACAAACCUGUUGGAUAAUAUUUCUGAAAUCAUCCUCCCAAGAUGUUCCUUCAAUCCUUACAAUUCUCCUGACAUUCCUCUCAGAUCUCCGGAACCUGUCUCUUUUCCGCAUUCUAUUAUAUGUCUUGUUCAACCUCUCACCGGAAGCAGAUUUUGACGGCUCUGAACUUCGUGUACCGAUUGAAUCCAUUCAUCAAUCAAUUUUACUCUGAUCAAGUUCCAAAUUUCUUCUUACUUCAAGCCAAGAGAUUGAGAUUCCGUUAGCAAUGAACUUUUUCCAUACAGGAUUGGGGAUUCGUGUAAAGAAACACUAGACAAAGUCACUGUGAAGUAAUAGGUAGGUGCUGCUUUGUGUUAAUUGUAGAUGGACCGACGAAGUUGGCUAUGGCGCAGGAAGUCAUCUGAGAAGAGUCCUGGUGAAACUGAGAGUUCAGGGUCAAUAUCGUCUUAUUCGGAAAGAUUCUUUGAUGAUCAGGCAUAUCCAACCCAAACUAAUCCAUCACCAGAAGUCACGUCUAAAGCUGCACCCAUUGAAGAAGUUAGUGACGUGAAGAUUCUAACAGAAAAAUUAUCUGCUUGUCUUCGAAACAUCAGGGCCAAAGAAGACUUGGUAAAGCAGCAUGCAAAAGUUGCUGAAGAAGCUGUCUCAGGCUGGGAGAAGGCUGAAAAUGAAGUAUUGUCUUUGAAACAACAACUUAAUUCUGCAAAUCAGAAGAACUCAACUCUUGAAGAUCGAGUUAGUCAUCUUGACGGGGCACUCAAGGAGUGUAUGAGGCAAUUGAGACAAGCUAGAGAAGAACAAGAGCGAAAGAUCAAUGAAGCUGUUGCAAAUAGCUCUCGUGACUGGGAAUCCAAAAUAUCUGAGCUUGAGGCUCAACUUCAAACUGCUAAAGCUGAAUCUUCUGCAUCAAUUCGUUCUGAUCUUCACCUUAGACUUGAGGCUGUGGAGAAAGAAAAUUCAGGACUUAAACUUGAGCUGCAAUCUAGACUUGAGGAACUAGAAUUCAGGAUCGUUGAGAGAGAUUUGAGUGCAGAAGCUGCUGAAACAGCGAGCAAGCAACAUCUUGAGUGCAAAAAGAAGGUGGCUAAACUUGAAGCUGAGUGCCAGAGACUAAAAGCCAUAAUUCGUAAAACAUUUUCUGCUAAUGAUCACAAAUCUUUGGCUUCCUCUUCAGUUUAUGUGGAGUCCUUUGCAGAUAGCCUGUCAGAUAGUGGAGAAAGGCUACAGGCUAUUGAAAGUGAUGUGCGCAAAUCAGGUGGCUGGGAGAUGAAUGAAUGCGGGCCAAGUCGUUCUGACUCAUGGGCAUCCGCUUUAAUCACAGAACUUAAUCAGUUUAAGAAUGAAAAGGCCAUUGGAAAAAAUCUUGUGGCCCCUCCAGUUGAGAUCACUCUCAUGGAUGAUUUUCUUGAGAUGGAAAGACUUGCUGCACUGCCAGAUACAGAAAGUAGAAGCAUUUCUGCUGAGGCAGGACUGGCAUCAAGUCAACCCAAUGCUGACCAAAACGCAAUCAGAGAUGAACUGCAAGCUAUAAUUCAAAAGAAUACUGAAUUGGAGGAAAAGGUGGAAAAGAUGGAAGCAGAUAGACUUGAGAAAGAGAUGGCAUUUGCUGAGUGCCGAAAGCAGCUUCAGGCAUCACAGAGUCGAGUAAAGGAAGCAGAGUUGAAGGUAGCAGAGCUUCAAACUAAGUUAGCUCUUGUAAAUAAGACAAAUCAAGAAGCUUAUGAAGAACUGAAGUCAACCAAAACAAAAUAUAAGGAAACUGCAUCAAAAUUAAGAAUUGUUCAAAGCGAAGUAGAGGAUUUGGUUUCAAAAAUUGGUUCAUUGGAGAAGGAGAUUGAGAAGGAGCGAGCUUUGUCUGCCGAGAAUGUUGCCAAGUGUGGGAGGAUGGAAGUUGAACUUUCAAGGAUGAAGCAUGAAUCUCAACUAGAGCUAGAGGCUGAGAAAAUGCACAGAGAAGGCGUUAACAUUGAGUUGAAGUUAAAGCAGGAGAAGGAACUUGCUUUGGCUUCUAGUAGGUUUGCUGAGUGCCAAAAGACCAUUGCAUCUCUUGGUCAUCAGUUAAAGUCCCUUGCAACACUGGAAGAUUUCCUGCUUGAUUCAGAGAACCCUAUGGACCUAACUCGUGAAGUUACGCCAAGUCCUAAAAAUGGCGCUGAUCCCUUGAAAUUACAUCACUUCGAUCUGCCUAAAAGAAAUCCUGAGUCAUCAAUAUUGUUAAAAUCAUCUUGUGACCAUGAGAAAAGCCGCAAUGGUUUUGGUAAGUUCUCUGCUAGAAGUAAGAGUGUAAGCAGAACAGGAACUCACUGAAUUAAGUCAUACUUAAAUGUGUUUAUUCGUCCCUUACAGUCUCCUGGAUUCAACAUUUAUGAAUCCAAAGUUACAUAUUUUACUUUAAAAGCACUGGUUGCAGAAGCACAAGUUGCUCAAAGCAUAUAGUUAUGUGUAAAUCCCAAUACUUGUAAAGAAAAUGGUUUUGAUGACCUGUUAUCUUACAGCUGUCUUUGCUUUGCUUCUUUAAUUCAUUGGUCAGUUCAACAAUGAGACAAGAAUCCCAUAUAUCAGGUGGAAAUUUUUGGUUCUAAUCAUGCAACGGGAUCACCUAGACAAGUUGAUUUUUU